Molecule: messenger RNA, 1152 nt
Organism: Zeugodacus cucurbitae (melon fly)
Lineage: Eukaryota; Metazoa; Arthropoda; Insecta; Diptera; Tephritidae
Product: odorant receptor 59a-like
Exons: 2
Coding region: 1-1152 (383 amino acids)
Biological process (GO): sensory perception of smell; detection of chemical stimulus involved in sensory perception of smell
Cellular component (GO): plasma membrane
Molecular function (GO): odorant binding; olfactory receptor activity
Source: RefSeq, a predicted model, not a curated record
AUGAAUAACUCACCUCCGGUGGAUAGUCGUCAGUUUUUCCGCACACACUGGCGCUUGUGGUUGCUGCUGGGUUGUGUACGUGAACCGGUGCACUACCAGUUGCUCUACCGCCUCUACAGCACCGUCGUCAACGCGCUCAUAAUGCUCUUCUAUCCGGGCACCAUACUCAUAGCCCUCUACAAUAGCGCCAACCUAACGGAUUUUCUACAAACGCUGCCCAUUUGCGCCGCUGCACUCGCCUGCAGCGCCAAAUACAUAAGCUACUAUCGGCGGCUGGGCUUGGUGCGGCAAGCGGAGCAGAUCUUCAAUGCUUUGGAUGAGCAAGUGCUGCUGCCCGAAGACCGUGAGUUCUACGCUGGCAUUCACCGAGGCACUAACUUAAUUCUGAACACACUGCGCGGCCUCUGCAUCUUCUUUAUGGCCAUUACAGUCAUGGCGUUUGCUUCGUCAAUUGAGGAGCGCGGUUUGGCCUUUGCCAUCGAGUUGCCGUUCGAUUGGCGCAAGUCGUCGGUGGCGUAUGUUGGCGCUGUUGGAUUGGAACUGUUGCUGCUAAGCUGCGAUCUCUUGCAGAGUCUGGCGAACGAUUCCUUUCCGGCGAUUGCGCUGUGUGUACUAUCGAACCACACGCGCUUACUGGGCGCUCGCCUGGCUCGGAUCGGCCAUACCAGUAAGGAUGUGCAGGCGAAUAUUCGCGAAAUGCAGCGCUGCAUUAUUGACCAUCAGCGUUUGUACAGAUUGCAGGCAAUCAUAGAAGAAAUAAUAUCAAUGCCGGUGUUCAUUCAGUACGCUGUCACCGCUUUUCAGGACUGUUUCACGCUGAUAACAUUUAUAUUCUACACGAACACCGUUUCCGAUAAAGUGUUGUAUUUGACCUAUUUAUUGGCUCUGCAGCUGCAAAUAUUUCCCACCUGCUACUAUGGCACCGCUUGUGCCCAAUCGAUGGACGAUCUGCAGCAGGAGAUUUACGCCAGCAAUUGGGUUGAACAGAAUCAGGUGUAUCGCCGUUUGGUGACCAUAUUCUCUCAGCGCACUCUGAAAAGCACAACAACCUACGCAGCGGGGCUCAUUCCCAUUCACUUGAGCGCAUUCGUGAAAACCCUACAGGGUGCUUACUCCUUUUACACAUUUGUGGACGGCGUAAGAAAGGUGUAG